GUUAGUAUAGUCUUAAUUCAAUACUUCUAAGUUAUUUAGCGUCGUUGGUUGCUUGCUUUGACUGAACUGUAGAACUAGGAAGCAAGAUGCGCUGGAAUAUGGAAUGGUUUCUGUCACUGCUCACAGUGGUUACACUUGGUCAGCUUGUAAGAUGUGAAGAGAACAGAUGCUCUAGAAGCCGGUCAAGGGUGGCAAGGUCAAUCCUUGAUAAGUCUUUCCAAGACAUCAUGCGGAAAGAAGAACUAAGCCCUGGAACAGAGUGUCUGCUAAAGCCAGAGAGGAACAUGUACUGGGACGACGAAAGACACAAGUGGUCAGAGAUAGCAAACAAUUGGAACUGUCUCUACUGCGGCAAAUCCUUCUACAACGAGCAAUUCUUGGACAAACAUUACGAUAAUAGACAUGGGAGUACAGUAUUGACAGGACCUGAAGCAGUGUGCCUUGCCGAUCAUUGUGAUUACCUGCGCUGUGACAUCAUAGCCAGCACUAAAAAGACUUCUUUCUGGGAAGAGGCACUCUGUAAACAAAAAGAUCUCCUUGUGCUCAGAAAGAAAUGCCAGAAUAUCAUGAAGUCAUGUAUUCCUUCCCACAUAACAGAUGCAGAGAAAAACAGCCUACUAGAUAAGCUGGAUGAUACUGUGUGUUCAUUUCUGACUUGUGAAAAAUACUGGGAGAACCCUUACAAAGAGGUGCCGCCCUCGAGAACUGCUGCCUAUUUCAUUGCGGGCAUCUUCACUGUGUUUGGUUUCAUCAUGUACUAUGUCAUGGCCUGUUCCCAUCUCUACGCUGAUGAAAAGGAGUUCUUAGGAGAUAGUGAUGGUUUUGUAAGAGAAAGGUCUAAACUUCCAGACAGCCGUCGCUAUGUCAGUUAUCCAACCAAUCAAGGGCAGUCAAUACGAAACAGACAAGGGAUGGUGGGAGACAGGUGACAAAAGGACUUCAUUUGAAUCUUUUACUGUUAAGGAAGAAGACUUGUAAGCUGCUGGAAGAAUUUAUGUUUAUUCUUCAACCACCGAAGAGGUUCAUCUGAUUGGUGACGUAACUUAAAAAUAAGUUUUCUUCACAAUCAGUAGAAAAAUCUACCUGUUUUCAGAUAAGCUUUCGCUUGCCGUGCUGCAAGCUUCUUCAGACAGACGAUUCAGGACAACGAUUGUGAAGAAAGAACUGACUUUCAAGUAUUCUCCUUUGAAGCGGGAACAACUAUUUGAUGCCAUUACAAUUUCUCUCUCUUCUAGGUUAUUGUGAUGAGACAUGCAUAUACCAUGAAACUGUAAAGUAGGUUUGGAGAUUUUGAAACAUACAAUUGAACAAAGUGAGAGAGAGAGAGAGAGAGAUGGAGAGAGAGAGAGAUGAACAGAGAGAGAGAGAUGAACAGAGAGAGAGAGAGAGAGAGAGAGAGAAAUAGGUAUAUACUUGCAAUAACAUGCUCAUCUUCAGCAUGCUUUUGCCCCAGACAAAGCAAUAAAGAGAAAACAAAUUUGUGGAAAAAUUGAAUGCUAGGUUGUCAAUUUGUAUUGAUUGGAAAGAAAUGCUUUUGUUAUUUAAAGUUCAUAAAUGGAUUUAUUUCGAUGAUUGUUUGAUUUGCCAGUUUUUUUUCUCCAAAAUCUGUAUGACUACUUUUUUGUUGUUGCACUUAAUUAAAACAACCAACCUACAUGUAUAAUUAGGCUGCACCUCAAAUCUAUUACCUGUAGCCGAAACAAUGGCAGUUUAACAGUUGUUUAUGAUUAAUUAAGCACAAAACCAUUACUUACAUGAAAUGCCUACACUUACAUGUAGAAGCAAAGUAUUAGGCUCAUGCAUCUGUACCCAAGAUUGUUUACAAAAUAUACCUCUUUCUUUUUCUUCUCUUAAACACCCUUUACAGACCUAUGUAUUGAGGGAAGGUAUUGGAAAUUGUCAUGGUUAGAGUCAGUUGAUCAAAUAUUUAUAGUCGUUAUACAAGGUUGUGAUUAAAGAGAAGG
Messenger RNA from Strongylocentrotus purpuratus (purple sea urchin), 1964 nucleotides. RefSeq lists its product as uncharacterized. The record is from RefSeq and is a predicted model, not a curated record. The transcript is spliced from 8 exons. Lineage: Eukaryota; Metazoa; Echinodermata; Echinoidea; Camarodonta; Strongylocentrotidae. The coding region runs from base 87 to 929 and encodes 280 amino acids.